Molecule: messenger RNA, 8795 nt
Organism: Chroicocephalus ridibundus (black-headed gull)
Lineage: Eukaryota; Metazoa; Chordata; Aves; Charadriiformes; Laridae
Gene: CCDC88A
Product: coiled-coil domain containing 88A
Exons: 34
Coding region: 447-6725 (2092 amino acids)
Biological process (GO): cytoskeleton-dependent intracellular transport; cytoplasmic microtubule organization
Cellular component (GO): centrosome; cytoplasm
Molecular function (GO): microtubule binding; dynein light intermediate chain binding
Source: RefSeq, a predicted model, not a curated record
GGAGGGAUCGCCGGCUUCCGCGCGCACUGAGCUGGGGCGGAGGGAUCCAUACGCUGGAACCGCCCGCCGGCGAGGGAAGGAGGGAGGGGGCGAGUGAUGCGGAGCGGCCGGGCUGGCUGAUGCGAGAAUCCCAGUAGCUAGGCAGCCUCCCUCUUUUCUCUCCUUCCUUCCUUCCACCCCUGCGGUAUGUAGGAAGGGAGAGGCAUCAAUGGAAAGGCUGAAAUACGCGUAGAUGGACGUUCAAAUGCAUUUUUUCUUGAGAGAGGAAGAUAAAUCCCAGUUGCCAGUACACUGACUUUUUUGUUGCUGUUGCAUUGCUUGGUAAAAAUGGGGUUCACUUACUCCGACUAAAUCCUUGGAGCGUUUCAGAGAGUUGCUGCAGUGAAGGACUUCUCAUAUUUUUUGCAUCAGAGGAGCUACAUUGAUGUUAACCAUUUUUUUGUAAAAUGGAGAACGAAAUAUUCACACCCCUUCUGGAGCAGUUCAUGUCUAGCCCUCUUGUCACCUGGGUUAAGACAUUUGGACCGUUAGCUGGAGGAAAUGGGACCAACCUGGAAGAAUAUGUGGCGCUAGUGGACGGCGUGUUUCUGAACGAAGUCAUGCUGCAAAUUAAUCCAAAGUCUGCUAAUCAGAGGAUAAACAAAAAAGUAAACAACGAUGCAUCAUUAAGGAUUCAAAAUUUGUCUAUUUUGGUGAAACAAAUAAAAACUUACUAUCAGGAGAGUUUGCAGCAGUUGAUCAUGAUGUCCUUGCCAAAUGUAUUAAUAAUUGGCAAAAAUCCUUUUUCUGAGCCAGGUACUGAAGAAAUAAAAAAACUCCUCCUGCUUUUACUUGGUUGUGCGGUUCAGUGUCAGAAAAAAGAAGAAUUUAUUGAAAGAAUCCAAGGUCUGGAUUUUGACACAAGAGCAGCUGUUGCAGCCCAUAUUCAAGAGGUGACUCAUAAUCAGGAAAAUGUGUUUGAUCUGCAGUGGAUGGAUGUCAUUGUAUUGACACAAGAAUAUGUUGAACCUCUCCUGAAAAAUAUGGCGUUACAUUUAAAAAGACUUAUAGAUGAGAGAGAUGAACACUCAGAGACUAUCAUCGAGCUCUCAGAAGAACGCGACUGUCUCCGUUUCCUACCUCAUGCAUCAGCAGCACAGUCACCGUGUGGGUCUCCGGGCAUGAAGCGCACUGAAAGCAGGCAGCACCUGUCGGUGGAGCUGGCAGACGCCAAAGCAAAGAUCAGAAGGCUGAGGCAAGAGCUUGAGGAGAAGACUGAGCAGUUGCUUGACUGUAAACAAGAACUUGAACAGAUGGAAGCUGAACUAAAGAGACUUCAGCAAGAGAAUAUGAAUUUACUCUCAGAUGCCCGUUCUGCCAGAGUGUAUAGAGAUGAAUUAGAUGCUCUCCGUGAGAAGGCAAUUCGAGUCGACAAGCUUGAAAGUGAAGUCAGCCGGUAUAAAGAGAGGCUGCAUGAUAUUGAAUUCUACAAAGCUAGAGUGGAGGAAUUAAAGGAAGACAAUCAAGUGUUGCUAGAAACAAAGACAAUGUUGGAAGAUCAAUUAGAGGGGACCCGAGCCCGUUCUGAUAAAUUACAUGAGUUAGAAAAAGAGAAUCUACAAUUAAAAGCUAAAUUACAUGAUAUGGAGAUGGAGCGUGAUAUGGACAGAAAGAAGAUUGAGGAACUCAUGGAGGAAAAUAUGACUCUAGAAAUGGCUCAGAAACAAAGUAUGGAUGAAUCAUUGCAUCUUGGCUGGGAACUUGAACAGAUAAAUAGGACUACUGAACUUUCUGAAGUGCCACAGAAGUCACUUGGUCAUGAAGUAAAUGAACUGACAUCAAGCAGAUUACUGAAGCUGGAAAUGGAAAACCAAAGUCUGCUAAAGACAGUGGAAGAACUACAGAGUGCAGUGGGUUCUGUAGAAGGCAGUAGUUCAAGGAUUCUGAAAAUGGAAAAAGAAAACCAAAGACUUAGCAAAAAGCUUGAAGAGCUAGAGAAUGAAAUUAGCCAAGAGAAACAAAGUCUUCAGAACAGUCAAAAUUUAAGUAAAGAUUUGAUGAAAGAAAAAGCACAGCUUGAAAAGAUGCUUGAAACUCUUCGAGAAAACUCUGAGCGACAGAUUAAACUAUUAGAACAAGAAAAUGAACAUUUGAAUCAAACUGUAGCUUCUCUGAGACAACGCUCACAAAUCAGUGCUGAAGCGAGAAUGAAAGAAAUUGAAAAAGAAAAUAAAAUCCUUCAUGAGUCUAUUAAAGAGACCAGUAGCAAGUUAAAUAAGAGUGAAUUUGAAAAAAAGCAAGUCAGGAAAGAACUGGAACACUAUAAAGAGAAAGGGGAGAGAGCAGAAGAACUUGAGAAUGAGCUGCAUCGUCUGGAGAAGGAAAAUGAAUUAUUACAGAAAAAAAUUACUAACUUAAAAAUUACUUGUGAGAAGAUCGAGGCCUUAGAACAAGAAAACUCAGACCUGGAAAUGGAAAACAGAAAACUCAAAAAAACUUUGGAUAGUCUAAAAAAUCUCACUUUUCAAUUAGAAUCCUUAGAAAAGGAGAAUUCACAACUUGAUGAAGAAAAUUUGGAAUUAAGAAGAACAAUUGAAUCCUUGAAGUGUACAAGCAUUAAAGUGGCGCAAUUACAACUAGAAAAUAAGGAACUGGAGAGUGAAAAGGAGCAACUUAAAAAGAGCCUUGAACUCAUGAAAGCCUCGUUUAAGAAAACUGAACGCUUGGAAGUCAGCUACCAAGGCCUAGACACGGAAAACCAGAGGCUACAGAAAGCCCUUGAAAACAGCAAUAAGAAGAUUCAGCAAUUAGAAAGUGAAUUACAGGAUUUAGAGACUGAAAAUCAGACUCUGCAAAAGAAUUUAGAGGAGUUAAAAAUCUCUAGUAAGCGCCUAGAGCAAUUGGAAAAGGAGAAUAAGUUGUUAGAACAAGAGACUUCUCAACUGGAAAAAGAUAAGAAACAGCUAGAAAAAGAAAAUAAAAGGCUUCGACAACAAGCAGAAAUUAAAGAUAGUACUUUAGAAGAAAACAAUGUAAAAAUCAGUAAUCUGGAAAAGGAAAAUAAAUCUCUAUUUAAAGAAAUAGUCGUAUAUAAAGAGUCAUGUGUACGCCUGAAAGAACUAGAAAAAGAAAAUAAAGAACUUGUCAAAAGAGCUACCAUUGAUAAGAAAACCCUUGUCACUUUACGAGAGGACUUGGUGAAUGAAAAAUUGAAGACUCAACAAAUGAACAAUGAUCUGGAAAAACUUGCCCACGAACUUGAAAAAAUAGGCUUAAACAAAGAGCGUCUCUUGCACGAUGAACAGAGCAGCGAUGACAGUAGGUACAAGCUUCUGGAGUCAAAAUUAGAAUCUACACUUAAGAAGUCUCUCGAAAUAAAAGAAGAAAAAAUUGCUGCUUUGGAAGCUCGUUUAGAAGAAUCAACAAAUUUAAACCAGCAACUCCGUCAGGAACUUAAAACAGUGAAAAAGAACUACGAAGCUCUCAAGCAAAGACAAGAAGAGGAAAGGAUGGUUCAGAAUUCUCCUCCAAGAAGUGGAGAAGAAAAUCAAUCUGUCAAUAAGUGGGAGAAAGAAAAUCAGGAAACUACUAGAGAAUUACUGAAAGUUAAAGAUAGAUUAAUUGAAGUAGAAAGGAACAAUGCUACACUGCAGGCAGAGAAGCAAGCACUGAAGACACAAUUAAAGCAACUUGAGACACAGAACAGCAAUCUGCAGGCUCAGAUUCUUGCACUUCAGAGACAGACUGUUUCUCUACAGGAACAAAAUACAACUCUACAAACUCAAAAUGCCAAGCUGCAGGUUGAAAAUUCCACCCUUAAUUCUCAAAGCACAUCUCUUAUGAAUCAGAAUGCACAACUGUUGAUCCAGCAGUCUACUUUAGAAAAUGAGAACGAAUGUGUACUCAAGGAGCGUGAGGAUCUGAAAUCAUUGUAUGAUUCACUUCUCAAAGAUCAUGAGAAAUUGGAACACCUGCAUGAACGCCAAGCUUCCGAGUAUGAAUCUCUGAUUGCUAAACAUGGAAGUCUUAAAUCUGCACACAAAAAUCUGGAGGUGGAGCAUAAGGACUUAGAAGAUAGGUACAAUCAGUUGCUGAAACAGAAAGUGCAGCUGGAAGAACUGGAGAAAGUACUCAAGACAGAACAGGAGAAAAUGCUGCAGCAAAAUGAAAAACAUGAAAGUGUAGCAGCAGAGUGUAAAAAACUUCGUGAUGAAAAUGAAAGGCUUACUCAUGCAUACAGUCAGCUCUUGAGAGAGAAUGAAGUUCUCCAAACUGAUCAUAAGAAUUUAAAAACAUUAUUGAACAAUUCCAAACUAGAACAAACCCGAUUAGAAGCUGAGUUUUCUAAACUCAAAGAACAGUACCAACAACUGGAUAUUACAUCAACAAAACUAAAUAAUCAAUGUGAGCUGCUUAGCCAGCUUAAAGGAAAUCUGGAGGAGGAAAACAGACAUCUACUAGAUCAAAUUCAGACACUAAUGCUACAGAAUAGAACAUUACUUGAGCAGAAUAUGGAAAGCAAGGAUCUCUUCCAUGUAGAGCAAAGGCAGUACAUUGACAAGCUAAAUGAAUUAAGGCGACAGAAGGAGAAAUUGGAGGAGAAGAUAAUGGAUCAGUAUAAAUUUUAUGAACCAUCUCCACCAAGAAGAAGGGGCAACUGGAUUACUCUUAAAAUGAGGAAGCUGAUAAAAUCUAAGAAGGAUGUUAAUCGAGAACGUUUGAAGUCCGUGACCCUCACGCCUACCCGUUCAGAAUCCAGUGAAGGAUUUCUUCAGCUGCCCCACCAGGACAGUCAGGAUAGUUCCUCUGUGGGCUCAAACUCUCUUGAAGAUGGCCAGACCUUGGGGACCAAAAAGAGUAGUAUGGUUGCACUGAAAAGACUGCCCUUUUUGAGGAACAGACCGAAGGAAAAAGACAAAAUGAAGGCCUUCUACCGUCGCUCCAUGUCCAUGAAUGACCUGGUGCAGUCCAUGGUCCUGGCAGGAGGACAAUGGACAGGUAGUUCUGAGCAUCUGGAGGGUCCUGAUGAUAUAUCUGCGGGUAAAAGGAGGAAGGAAUUGGGAGCUAUGGCCUUCUCUACUACAGCUAUCAACUUUGCAACUGUCAACUCUUCGACAGGCUUCAGAUCCAAGCAGUUACUAAAUAAUAAAGGUAUAGAUACUACAUCCUUUGAAGAUGUAAGUCCGCAAGGUAUUAGUGAUGAUUCUAGUACAGGAUCGAGAGUUCAUGGAGUACAGGACAUUAUCUGUGCAGAUGCUCUUGCUCCUCCUGUUCGUGGCAUUUCAGCAAUGUGCAAGGUUCCUUGUCAAAUCUGUUUGCCCUUUUCUAAAGUGUCCUCUUGGACUGCCUGGAAAUCCCUUCGCUUUCUGAUCUCUUCCAGACCAGCCAGCCUUGAUAGUGGCAGAACAUCCACUAGCAAUAGCAAUAACAAUGCUUCACUCCAUGAAGUCAAAGCAGGUGCAGUUCACAAUCAGAGCAGGCCGCAGAGUCACAGCAGCGGCGAGUUUAGUCUGGCGCACGACCACGAGGCUUGGUCCAGCAGCAGCAGCAGCCCUGUCCAGUAUCUGAAAGGACAGGGGAGGUCUAGUCCCGUGCUCCAGCAAAGAACACCCGAGACACUGGACAGCCGUGGAAAACACAUCAAAAGCGGCUCUCCCGGGAGCGAAGUUGUUACCCUGCAACAGUUUUUAGAAGAAAGCAACAAGAGUACCUCAAGCGAGAUGAAAUCUGCAAGUGAAGAGAACCUUUUAGAUGAAGUAAUGAAAAGCUUAUCUGAAUCUGCGGAGCUGACGGGAAAGGAAAAGCUAAGAAAACAGCCAUCUGCCGGUUGUGGUAUUGUGAGAUCGUUAAGUGUGAAAAACACAAUCGAUUUCUCCGAUGGACGAGCCAUUAAAGCAGAACAACUUGUAAGGCCCAGCCUUCGUAAAACCGACGAUACCUACUUCACCAGCUCUCCAAUAAAAUUUACAUCAGGCGCUCAAGGGAGGGCCAGAUCAGUUAAAGACAAGAUACAAGCACCUGUAUCACAGCGACAAUCAAGAGAUUGCAACCCAUACGCUACCUUACCUCGGGCGAGCAGCGUGAUUUCUACAGCUGAAGGAACUACUCGGAGGACAAGCAUUCAUGAUUUUUUGUCUAAGGACAGUAGGCAACCUGUAUCAGUUGACCCAGCACCAUCUGCCCCUGACAGAAGUGUCCCAUCGACCUCUAGUGAGUACUCAGCACACCAGUUAUCCUCUCAUUUUUUUCACUGCGUGGCUUACCGAGUAGAUUGUGUCCCACAGAGCAAUGCCGCUAAUACAGUUAAACCACGUAACUUAGGAUGUAACCCUGAUGUGCCUACGACCUCGAGGAUGGAAAGGUCAGAUUUCCAUGAGAGAACUUUGCUAAGCACAAAUGUGUUUAAUGAUAAAGCCAGUAUAUCUGGUAAUAAUGACAGCACAGGAUCGUUUACUGUGGCUCAGCCAUUUUUAUCCCUUAACACUGAAUUAGUUAGUAAUAUAAGUGGAUUGCCUCAAAGAUCGCCAGCAAAAAAACCCGAUCAGGCAAAUCUGUCAGCAUUUAGACCAGUACCGAAAAAUCAAGACCAGCCUUCUGCUAAUCAGAAAUCCGAUCACAGUGACCCACGGUCAGUUCCCACUAGUGAAUUUGUCCCUCCCACCUGUGUAAACACUGGCAAGGCUGAACCCCUGCUGCUGGUUUCUGAAGAUAAUAAAACUGUGUGGUAUGAGUAUGGCUGUGUAUGAUAAGGAAGCGGUGUUGUUAAAUAUACAUAUAUAUAUAUAUAUAUAUGAAGAGAGAGAGAGAGCGCCUAAUAUGCCAUAUAGGUGUUCUCAGCGUCCACUGGAUAUAGAGAGAAUUUCAGUACAACAAAAAAAUAAUUUUGUGUUAGACCUGUUGGUUGUUGGUUUCUAGGAACGAUGGCAUAGGGCUCAGUUGUGUACUCUGGCAUGUUUGAAUGUAAAAGUGUAACCUCACCAAAGUUUGCAUGAAACAUUAAUUGCACUGUAUAUAUUUUGCAUGCCUUUAAAAGUCUUUAUAAUGCAAGCUAUAUUUUUAUUUGUCAUGCGUUACAAAUAUUCUGUUUUUUUCCUGUACGUUACUGAAUGCAUGUUAAACCAAUCGCAUGCUGCAUCGCCAAAAGUGGCACAGUGAACAACAUAACUUUCCGGUACAGAGACGAUACUUUUCAGUUGUGCUCGCGCUUUCAGAUUUAUCAGUAACACGUUGAUUAUGUAUUUUGAGUAAAAAUACGUGUCCCCCCACCCUUUUUUUUCAAAACAAGAUACUAACGAAAAGACACAUUAGAGAUAUUUCAGCAUCUUACUGUUUUCCUUUAUGCCGUGUCCUGGCAUAAAUGCACUUUGCACAAGGAACAACUUAUAGCCCAAUAGUUCAGUGCCUCUGGUUUGCACACUAAAUAUGAAUUACUGUUCAUAGUUACUAAAAUAUUUGAACAUUGAUAAAUACAAAGACCAUUCAUAAUCCUAAACAUAAAUGAUAAUUCUUAUGAAGAGGUAAUAAAUAGUCACAUGAUGCACAGCACUUGUGAUAUAAAAAUGACCCUUUCCACCUUUUCCCUUUUGUAUGCUUUGUCUUUCCACAUCUGGUGUACAAGUGAAGUGUGUGCUUUUAUUAGGAGUCAAGUAACAGAGUUAUAUGAGACUCCUUGUGAUGUAUGGUAAUAAAAACCUGUAUUGAUGACGGUGGAAAUUCAUUUUUUCUUAAUAGAAGUAACACUAAUAUAAUAUAAAACAAGAUAUGUAACAAAGUAACAGAAAAACUGUUAAAUUAGCACAGUUAAAUAAAAGAAAAAAUAACAAAAAGAAAUGCUUGCAAAGUUAUGGGAGUAUAGGAACGCUUAAGCAAGUAACUCAUUAAAUCCCAGAUGACCAGCUAAAGAGAAAUGUUGAAAACUAAUUACUUAACAUGCCGCCAUCUCUGCAGUUGUCUGAAACUUCUCAAUGGUAAAUAUAAACAGAGUUUAAAAUUGUAUCGUUCUUAAACUAGAAUUACAUGAGGCUUUAGACAUUAGCACUUUCUUGCAAGAAGAAAUAGUUACUGACAGUUAUUGUAGGCCAAAAUUACGUAAGCUAUAAAAAACCUGAAUGAAAAUAUAUCUAGGGAAAAAAUAUUUAAAAUUGAAAAUAAAUAUUGAAAAUAAUGAAUGUCAUAUUCUGAUUUUUACAACUGAAUUUAUUUCGCCGGAGGUUUUGUGGCAGUCGUGUUGCUGCUCUGUGCGUUGAAGUUAGUGUGUAAGUAGUGCUGCAGAUACCCAGCUCCUCAAGGGAGCGUGGCAGACAUCCUAUACGUUAGUCUUCACCGUCUCCAUUGCGUACAGGAGAAUUGUUAAUGCCAGAGCUCCGGCUACAUUUCGAGGUGGGGAAAAUGAGCAAGGGGAGAAGAUUGGAUGUUUCAAAGAUAUUCUGUGGAGGGUAAAAUUACUGUUUCCACAUGUCAAGCUGCCGAUGACCGUGUCUACAGGCAUGUGUUAUUAUUGGGCUGAUAAAUUUCUCACUUCUCUUCGAUGUUGUUCACAGCAUGCUGGUAGUUAUUGCAGUAUUCCCUCUAGAAUUGUCUUACCAUUUAAAAAAAAACAACCAAACCCAAAUUUGAAAUAUAGUCUUAAUCACACGCAUUUACUUUCAUGCAGCAAGAUCAGUGUUCUGAUCUUGGGUCCUGUCAUUUGACUUCAUUUCCAUUAAUCUGUAGAUGUGCUGGAAUUAGCUUUGAGAUGAACAGUGCUGUUAGCUGAAGUGAUGUGUGCGUAAUACAUUUUGCAAGUCAUUUAAGGAAUUAGAGAACAAAAUCUUACC